Molecule: messenger RNA, 174 nt
Organism: Paramuricea clavata
Lineage: Eukaryota; Metazoa; Cnidaria; Anthozoa; Malacalcyonacea; Plexauridae
Source: the annotation of a GenBank genome assembly
AUGUCAAAAGCGUUUGACCAAAUCAACCAUAAGCGAUUGACGCAGAAAUUAGCAAAUUCGGGUAUUGGCGGUAACCUGCUAAAAUGGUUUCAAUCGUACUUGACUGACCGUCGUCAACGUGUUACUGUACUUGGUGUAACAUCGAAGUUUCUACCAGUUUGUUCAGGCGUUUAA